Molecule: messenger RNA, 3370 nt
Organism: Jaculus jaculus (lesser Egyptian jerboa)
Lineage: Eukaryota; Metazoa; Chordata; Mammalia; Rodentia; Dipodidae
Gene: Dhx16
Product: DEAH-box helicase 16
Exons: 20
Coding region: 120-3263 (1047 amino acids)
Cellular component (GO): intracellular anatomical structure; catalytic step 2 spliceosome
Molecular function (GO): ATP binding; RNA binding
Source: RefSeq, a predicted model, not a curated record
UAGGCGGCUUCGCUACGGAGCCGGGCUCGGGCCCAGCGCCCAGGGCUCCCUCGGCUCGGCGGCCACAGCGGGCCCGCAGACGCUUCCGGAAGGGCCGGGAGCCGCGACCUUGAGUCGCCAUGGCGACGCCGGCGGGGCUGGAGCGCUGGGUUCAGGAGGAGCUGCACUCGGUGCUGGGCCUUAGCGAGCGGCACGUCGCGCAGUUCCUCAUUGGCACAGCGCAGCGCUGCGGCUCGGCCGAGGAGUUCGUACAGCGCCUGCGCGACACCGAGACGCUGGACCUCAGCGGGCCGGCCCGGGACUUUGCGCUGCGUCUGUGGAGCAAGGUACCCCGUAAGGUAGUAGCAGAAAAGCCAGCUCGAGCAGCAGAGAGAGAGGCCCGAGCCCUGCUGGAGAAGAACCGAUCUUAUACAUUACUGGAAGACAGUGAGGAGAGCGGUGAGGAAGCUGUAGGCAGGGCUGGGAGCUGCCUCCAGAAGAAGCGUAGAAAACGGAAACACCUCCGGAAGAAACGCCAUGAGGAGGAGGAAGAUGAUGAGGAAGAAGAGGUUUCUGAAACAGGGAAGAAGAAGAUAGGGGGAAGUAAACAGCCAGUGGAUGAAAAGCCCGCCUCUGAGGAUGAGUGGGAACGAUCAGAGCGAGAACGCCUUCAGGACCUGGAGGAACGGGAUGCCUUUGCUGAGAGGGUUCGGCAGCGGGACAAAGAUAGAACACGCAAUGUCCUGGAGCGGUCUGACAAGAAGGCUUAUGAAGAGGCUCAGAAGCGCCUCAAGAUGGCUGAGGAAGACCGGAAAGCCAUGGUUCCUGAGCUACGCAAGAAGUCCCGCCGAGAGUACCUGGCCAAGCGUGAGCGCGAGAAGCUGGAGGACUUGGAGGCUGAGCUGGCUGAUGAGGAGUUCCUCUUUGGGGAUGUAGAGCUGAGCCGCCAUGAACGUCAGGAACUCAAGUACAAGCGGCGAGUACGAGACCUGGCCCGGGAGUACCGUGCUGCUGGCGAGCAGGAGAAGCUGGAGGCUACUAACCGCUACCACAUGCCCAAGGAGACACGAGGACAGCCAGCUCGAGCUGUGGACCUGGUGGAGGAGGAAUCAGGUGCCCCUGGGGAGGAGCAGCGGCGCUGGGAAGAGGCCCGGCUGGGGGCUGCUUCCCUAAAGUUUGGGGCCCGAGAUGCUGCCUCGCAGGAGCCCAAGUACCAGCUGGUAUUGGAGGAGGAUGAGACCAUUGAGUUUGUUCGAGCCACCCAGCUCCAGGGUGAUGAGGAGCCGUCCUCAGUUCCACCCUCAUCUGCUCAGGCCCAGCAGAAGGAGUCCAUCCAGGCUGUCCGUCGUAGCCUGCCAGUGUUCCCCUUCCGGGAGGAACUCCUGGCUGCAAUUGCCAAUCAUCAAGUCCUUAUUAUUGAAGGCGAGACGGGCUCUGGGAAGACCACCCAGAUCCCACAGUACCUCUUUGAGGAGGGUUACACGAAGAAGGGUAUGAAGAUCGCCUGCACUCAGCCCCGGAGAGUGGCAGCCAUGAGUGUGGCUGCCCGAGUAGCCCGGGAGAUGGGUGUGAAGCUAGGGAAUGAGGUUGGCUAUAGCAUCCGCUUUGAGGAUUGCACGUCAGAGCGAACGGUCCUUCGCUACAUGACAGAUGGGAUGCUUCUCCGGGAGUUCCUCUCUGAGCCUGAUCUCGCAAGUUACAGUGUGGUGAUGGUCGAUGAAGCUCAUGAACGGACCCUGCACACAGACAUUCUCUUUGGAUUGAUCAAGGAUGUUGCUCGAUUUCGACCUGAGCUCAAGGUCCUGGUAGCUUCAGCCACACUGGAUACUGCCCGCUUUUCCACCUUCUUUGAUGAUGCCCCUGUCUUUCGCAUCCCUGGACGCAGGUUUCCAGUUGACAUCUUCUACACCAAGGCUCCAGAAGCUGACUACCUGGAAGCUUGUGUUGUAUCUGUGCUGCAGAUCCACGUGACUCAGCCCCCUGGGGAUAUCCUGGUGUUCCUGACAGGACAGGAGGAGAUUGAGGCUGCCUGUGAGAUGCUCCAGGACCGCUGCCGCCGACUGGGUUCCAAAAUCCGGGAGCUCUUGGUGCUACCUAUUUAUGCCAACCUGCCCUCUGACAUGCAGGCUCGUAUCUUCCAGCCCACACCCCCUGGAGCCCGAAAGGUAGUGGUGGCAACAAACAUUGCAGAAACAUCGCUCACCAUUGAGGGUAUUAUUUACGUGCUGGAUCCAGGGUUCUGUAAACAGAAAAGCUACAAUCCCCGCACAGGCAUGGAGUCGCUCACCGUUACCCCCUGCAGCAAGGCCUCAGCCAAUCAGCGGGCUGGCCGGGCAGGCCGGGUAGCUGCAGGGAAGUGCUUCCGCCUGUAUACAGCCUGGGCAUAUCAGCAUGAGCUAGAAGAGACGACAGUUCCUGAGAUCCAGAGGACUAGCCUGGGCAAUGUCGUGCUGCUGCUGAAGAGCUUAGGGAUCCAUGACCUAAUGCACUUUGAUUUCCUGGACCCUCCACCAUAUGAGACCCUGCUGCUGGCUUUGGAGCAGCUGUAUGCUCUGGGAGCCCUCAACCAUCUUGGGGAGCUUACCACGUCUGGUCGCAAGAUGGCAGAGCUGCCUGUGGACCCCAUGCUAUCUAAAAUGAUCUUGGCCUCUGAGAAGUAUAGCUGUUCAGAGGAGAUCCUAACGGUUGCCGCCAUGCUCUCUGUCAACAACUCCAUCUUCUACCGGCCAAAGGACAAAGUUGUCCAUGCUGACAAUGCUCGGGUCAACUUCUUUCUUCCUGGUGGGGACCACCUGGUUCUGCUAAAUGUAUACACACAGUGGUCUGAGAGUGGCUACUCCUCCCAGUGGUGCUAUGAGAACUUUGUACAGUUCAGAUCAAUGCGUCGAGCCCGGGAUGUACGGGAGCAAUUGGAAGGGCUCUUAGAGCGUGUGGAAGUUGGUCUGAGUUCCUGCCAAGGGGACUACAUCCGGGUACGCAAGGCAAUUACUGCUGGUUACUUUUACCACACGGCACGGUUGACACGCAGCGGUUACCGCACAGUGAAGCAGCAGCAGACAGUGUUCAUUCAUCCCAACUCCUCCCUAUUUGAGCAGCAGCCUCGCUGGCUGCUCUAUCAUGAGCUUGUCUUGACCACAAAGGAGUUCAUGAGACAGGUACUGGAGAUUGAGAGCAGUUGGCUUUUGGAAGUGGCUCCCCACUACUAUAAGGCCAAGGAGCUAGAAGAUCCUCACGCGAAGAAAAUGCCCAAAAAAGUAGGCAAGACGCGAGAAGAGUUAGGGUAGAGAAGGGACACAGAACCUGACAGUAGUGCCUCCUUUUCCUUUCACACAUUAUUUAAUAUCUAUUAAAUAAAGUUAUUUUUGGAAUAAAGCUUUGGGAUAUAGACAAA